Penicillium atrosanguineum is the source of this 318-nucleotide messenger RNA. RefSeq lists its product as uncharacterized. NCBI's taxonomy places the organism in Eukaryota, Fungi, Ascomycota, Eurotiomycetes, Eurotiales, Aspergillaceae. The coding region runs from base 1 to 318 and encodes 105 amino acids. The transcript is spliced from 2 exons. The record is from RefSeq and is a predicted model, not a curated record.
AUGCCGGAUCGCUUCCAGCCUCUGACUAACAUCCGAACACCCUCUGGACCUCCCGCCGGUGGGACGUAUACGGAUAUGUCGAGCGUUGGUGACGGUGUUGGUAGUAGCACAGCAGUUAUGUCGGGGGAUGCAAGCUCGAUCUGCCUAUGCGGGAAAGUUAUUUUGUUCGCUCAGGUCACGCUAUGGUACGGCCUCAUCCUCCCGGAUGGCCGGUGCCGCUGCGAGGGUCACAGUGGUGUCCAAUUAGCAUGUGAAUGGGAGCAUACUAUGCCAUUCACCAGGAAAAGGAUUGCAGUGACCGGCCAUUCAGGAGGCUGA